Molecule: messenger RNA, 8158 nt
Organism: Cynoglossus semilaevis (tongue sole)
Lineage: Eukaryota; Metazoa; Chordata; Actinopteri; Pleuronectiformes; Cynoglossidae
Gene: kat6b
Product: K(lysine) acetyltransferase 6B
Exons: 17
Coding region: 876-7325 (2149 amino acids)
Biological process (GO): nucleosome assembly; regulation of transcription by RNA polymerase II
Cellular component (GO): nucleosome; chromatin; nucleus
Molecular function (GO): DNA binding; transcription coregulator activity; histone H3 acetyltransferase activity
Source: RefSeq, a predicted model, not a curated record
UAGAUCCGCCCCUGUCAAAGUGAACACUAUCCAGUUCGAGGAAACAGUCUAGCUGAUUCUAAAAUAAAUGUGUGUAUUUGUGGUUUUGUGUCAAACGCAGUCACAUAAUGUUCUAGAAUGUUCUGCACACUGAUGGACUCUAAAACUGUCCAAAGGGGAUUCAUUGUAAUGACAGUGUUAUGACACAGAGACGUGUAAAAUAAAAUGCAGCCCGCAGAGAGGCAGAGAUUGAAGCGCCAAUAAACAUGGAGUAAAGGAGGAAAGAAUUCUUUCUCUGUGUGUCAUCACUGGACAUGUUGAUGGAGGGGGGAAAGUAAAAUUGACAAUAUCAUUGUAGGAAGGAACUAAAAGGGGCGACGCUCCGCUCCACUCCACUGAAGUAGGGAUGUCUCCAGUGGAAGAAGAAGAAGAAGAAGGGGGAGGGUUCCACUUUGUCACAGGCUGCUAUGUAGAUUAACCUUUCAAUUAGUUGUUAUCAGCUCCUCUCUCCAUGUCUCGGCGCAAGCUUUGCUUCCAAACAGACAUCAAAUCCCGGAGAAAGCGCUCGGAUAUGUCGCCGCGUGUUUAUCCAUCGACGUGUCGGCGAUAAGAAGCAGAUAAGGAGUCUUUCCGAAAGAGGGGGACAAACUUGAAGAGGUUUAUGCUGGGAUUAAACAAAUGAAGAUCCAAGCCAGCCGUUAACAUUUGUGGAAUUAACUAGUGCCAACUUUUCCUCAACUCAAAUGUCAGACACCCAGGAUUAAGAAGAAAUGUUUGGAUGCUGGCGUGGGAUUGUAACUUUUUAACCUGGUUGAGGAUGUGGAUGUACCAAGUGUUCUGCAGCAAAAAAGGGGAAUCUGUAUGGAUCACAUUUUUGUGUGUCUAAUUGUUCAAUCAUGGUAAAACUUGCAAACCCUCUGUACACUGAGUGGAUUCUGGAAGCAAUACAGAAAAUCAAAAGGCAAAAGCAGAGGCCCUCAGAGGAGAGGAUUUGUCAUGCGGUGGCUACAUCGCACGGACUGGACAAGAAGACCGUCCUUGAGCAGUUGGAAUUAAGUGUUCAUGAUGGCUCUAUUCUCAAGGUUACAAAUAAAGGGAGCGCCUCUUACAAGGACCCAGGAAAUCCUGGAAGAGUUGGAUCAAUCCCGCCUGCAAAUACAUCUGUGCCAUCAAAGGAAUCUAUAUGGAAUUCAAGUGACCUACGCCACAUUGAUUGGAAUAAAAUACUUAACAGGGCCAUUGAGGGCCUGGAUGAUACCCAUGGCUCUUCGCUAAAAAACAUCGAGAGCUAUCUGAGGAAUCAGGAUGACCUCUCAAACAUUGUUGAUAACCCUGCUUUUCGCCAGAGGUUACGUCUGGCUGCCAAGAGGUCUGUUAACAACGGCAGGUUGUUAAAAAAUGGCCCGCGGUAUACUCUCAGCCAUGGCAGCGUGGAAGGAAGGGGAGCCAGGUGUCCAAGUACUCGCCCCUUGCUCCUGUCAUCAGUAACACUCCUCCCCCAUGAGCGAGACCAGCUCCGGGUUGACCCCAUCCCAAUAUGCAGUUUUUGUCUCGGAACGAAAGAGUCAAACCGGGACAAGCGGCCUGAAGAGCUGCUGUCCUGCGCGGACUGUGGGAGCAGUGGGCAUCCAUCAUGUCUGAAGUUCUCCCCUGAAUUAACAUCCAAUGUGAAGAGAUUACGCUGGCAGUGCAUUGAAUGCAAGACCUGCAGUUCCUGUAGGAUACAGGGGAAAAACGCUGAUGAAAUGUUGUUCUGUGAUUCAUGUGAUCGAGGCUUUCACAUGGAGUGUUGCGACCCGCCGCUUUCAAGAAUGCCAAAAGGAACCUGGAUCUGCCAAGUUUGCAGGCCCAAAGAGAAUGAGAAGAAAUUGCUGCACCAGAAAGCCGAUCAGAUCAAACGUCGAUAUGCAAAGCCAAUCAGAAGGCCCAGUAAUAAGCUCAGUCAAAGAAUCUCUGUAACCAGUGGUGACGGCUGCAUGGUAGCACAUGGAGGAAAGGGGUCACCUGGUAGGGGUCAAAAGAUUACCGUCUGUUCCACACCUUCAUCUCGUCAUGCUGCAUCUGUGAAGGACGUCAGAGACAGAUUGGCUGUUGCAGACCCCUGUUGUGCGGUCGACGCCACCCAAUUCACCACUUCCACCCCCACCACCACUCUCCCCCUCACGCCCACCUCCACUCCAGCUACACUCACUGUUAACAAGAAAACCAAAGGGCUUAUUGAUGGGCUAUCCAAAUUUUUCACCCCUUCCCCUGUUGGCCGUCGCUCGCGAGCUGUAGCGGUUGAUUCCCCUGCCAAACAGUUAAGCUCUAGAGACAAGGGCAUACCAAAAUUGUCCAACCCCCCAGAGCCGUUUACCUUUGCUGCUGACCCCAGUCAAACGAUAACCCUCUCGUCCUCUGCACUUCCUCUGGCUUCCACAUUGCCAGGAUUUAGUCCCACCUUGCAUAUGUCCAGCAGCUCCACCUCCGCUAAUUCCCCCCAGAGCUCUUCCAGCCAGUCUAGUGUUCCGUCCCUGAGUAGUCUCUGCAGUAGCAGCCAACUAAAGGGACUGUUUGAUGGACUCUCUCACAUAUAUACUACUCAGGGCCAGUCGCGGAAAAAGAGACUACCUUGCUAUGCGCCGCCUAAGCGGAUGCAUCAUAAGCAGGAUUCUCCUCACACAUCCAAAACAGGUCCUCAGCUCCUUGGGAAGAACGAGUUUACUAGAAAUAGGUUACACUCCACGUCUGCAGGGCCGGGCCGACCCAGAGGACACCCGUUUAAGAUGGUGAAUCGUUUCAAACGUAACCCGUUCCUCAAAAAGCACAGAACACUAGGCAGGCUGAGGUAUAAAGUGAGCCCUCAGAAGGGAGCCCCUUCACCAGGAAAGGGAGACUUGACAGAUGGAAGAAUUAAGCCUGAGAAUAAUGAUGGCCUUGCUGGGAACCUGCCCGUGAAGCAGGAGGCUCACACCGAGCUGGCAGCCAUGUCCAGAGACCACGUCACAGAUGAGGACAUUGAGACAUUUAAGUGUGUUCAGCGACUCGCCGCUCAGAGAACGGGAUCACUAAUGAACCCAGACUCUGUGCGAUGUCCUGCCGUUAUUGACUUUGGAAAGCAUGAGAUCCAAACCUGGUAUUCAUCACCUUACCCACCAGAAUAUUCAAGAUUACAAAAGCUUUAUCUGUGCGAGUUCUGUCUGAAGUACAUGAGAAGCAAAGACAUUCUCCAGAGACACACAAAGAAGUGUGGCUGGUUCCACCCGCCAGCCAAUGAAAUCUACAGAAAGGACGACCUUUCUGUAUUUGAGGUUGAUGGAAAUGUCAGCAAACUAUUCUGCCAAAACCUCUGCCUGUUAGCCAAGCUUUUCCUGGAUCACAAGACCCUGUAUUAUGAUGUGGAGCCAUUCCUCUUCUACAUACUUACAAAGAAUGAUGAGAAAGGCUGUCAUCUUGUGGGUUAUUUCUCCAAGGAAAAGCUUUGCCAGCAGAAGUACAAUGUCUCCUGCAUAAUGAUCAUGCCUCAGUACCAAAGGCAAGGAUUUGGAAGGUUCCUUAUUGAUUUCAGUUACCUUCUCACCAGACAAGAAGGACAAGCCGGCUCCCCAGAGAAACCGCUGUCAGAUCUGGGUCGCUUAUCUUACCUGGCAUAUUGGAAAAGUGUCAUACUGGAGUACCUUUAUAAGCACCCAGAUAAACACAUCAGUGUUAAAGGAAUAAGCAGGGCCACUGGGAUGUGUCCACACGACAUCGCCGCUACUCUCCAGCAGCUUGGAAUGAUUGACAGACAGGAUGGCAGGAUUGUCCUGGUCAGAAGAGAGCGACUCAUUCAGCGGCACAUGGAAAAACUCAGAGCUAACUCGCGGCAAAAUGAAGUGGACCCUGAUGCCCUGCGCUGGACGCCCUCCACAAGUGUCAACGCUGUCCUGUCUGAGGAGGAGAGAGAGGCAGAGAUGGACGCUGAGCGGCUGAAGCAGCAGGCCAGUUGCUGGGAGAAGGAGGAGAGAGAGGGAUACUCGAUGAGUCAUGUGGGCAGACCACCUCUCACAAAGGUCCACUGUAAGGUUCCCUACAGGACCUAUGAACGCCGACAUGUGCCCUCGUGGUCGAGACGCUUCCAGCAGCCACAGGAAGUGAGUGAUGAUGAAGCUGAUGAUGAUGAGGAUGAUGAUGACAACUCGGAUGGCUCUGAUGGCUCUCCACCCAUCCUAACAAAAGCCCAUGCCAUGCUUGCAGCAAAACGAAAGAGAACAAUUGUCCUCAAAAAGAGAGGGCGGAAGAGGAAGAGAAUAAACAGCAGUGUAACAACCGAAACCAUCUCGGAGACAACGGAGGUGCUGAACGAGCCAUUUGACAACUCUGACGAUGAGCGUCCUAUGCCCCUGCUGGAGCGGACCUGCAGAGUGGGCGAGAUGGAGGAUGAGGAGGACGAAGAGGAAGCAGAGGACAAGCAGCCCAUUAUACCAAUGAAAAGGCGAAGGGGUCGACCGAGGCUGGAGAAGAAUGCACAGAAAGACAAUCUAGUACACUGGAAUGAAGGAGCUGAUCUUCUGUCUAAGAGACCUGGCAGACCUCGUCCAGUGAAACGUAAGAAAGGCUGGCCCAAAGGAGUCAAACGUGGCCCUCCUAAAUGGAGGUUAAAAAAUGAAAGAAAGAUGGGCUUUAAGCUGAACCUGUAUACCCCUCCAGAAACCCCCAUGGAACCAGAGCAGCACAACAUUCAGACAGUAGAAGCAAAGGAUAACCUGCACAGGGAUGAUGUCAGUGCCGAUGAAGGCAGCAAAGUGGACGUGGCUAGCCCUGACAUAACUCAGGACAUGCUACCCUCCGAGCCCUCAAGUCCAGCUGAUCAUGUGUCCCAGAAGUCCAGCUCUCCUGAUGUGUCACCAGUAGCCUCUCGGGUCUGCUCACCUGCAGCUUCACCUUGCAUCUUUUCCCCGAGGCCUGAGGACAGAGCAGACUCUCCGGAACCACCUGAAGAUGAGCAGCAGGAGAGCGACCACGAGCAGCAGUCUCUGGCCAAAGAUGCAGCACACACGGAAGCAGCUGCGUAUUUGCAGAAUAACGACGGGAAGAGCGAUGAUGAGCUUGAGCAGAAAACUCACAUGGAAGAUAAGGAACCUGAUGAUGAGGAUGACAGUCGAAGCAACGAGGCAGAAGUAAAGAGCAGGGAAGCAGAGUUGGAAGAAAGUUCGAAGAAAGAAAUAGCUGAGUGCAGCCCACCUUUUUUAGAGCCCAAAGAAGACAACGACUCUGAGCUGAGUCAGCAGGUUCCUGCAGUACCAUGCAGUGUCAUUGAAGAAGCAACUGCUGCAGAUGAGGCAGAAAAAGGCACCAGAGUAGCAACGCCACCAUGUGAAGCAGUAGCAGUCCCUUCAGUUCCAGCUGCAGACUCGGACAACGCAGUUGACUCUGAGUCAGAGGAAGAGAGCAUGCCCAGUCCCUGCCCAGAUCAUCCUCCUUCUCAGACUGCAGAAGGGCAACAGCUCAGUCCCGUGCUGAGGGAGGAUCCCCCAAUCUCUACAGAGAUUGACUCAGAGACGGCCCAAGCUGUUCAGUCCUUGACGCAGGAGGCAGAGCGGGAGACCAUUUUCCAAGACUGUGUGGAGAGCCAGGAGCCCUGCAGGACUCUACAAACCUACGCCCACGUGGCUCAGAGCCCUCAGCUCACGUCAUUAGAUGACUGCCCACCGUCUGCCCACAGCAGCCCGAUGUCUUCUGCACAGUCCCAUCCCAGCCAGUCCGUACGCUCUGUGAACAGCCCUGCUGUCUCCCUCCUUGAGAGUGGCUACACACAGAUCAGCCCUGACCACAGCGCCAUCUCUGUACCGUCGCUCCACAACAUGGAAACGAGUCCCAUGAUGGAUGUGCCGUCAGUAUCGGACCACUCGCAGCAGGUUGUAGACAGUGGCUUCAGCGAUCUGGGCAGCAUCGAGAGCACCACGGAGAAUUACGAGAACCCGAGUAGUUACGACUCCACCAUGGGGGGUAGCAUUUGUGGGUCCGGUCCCUCCCAGAACAGCUGCUCCUACGGCAGCAUCCCCCCCAGCGGCCUGACACAGAGCAGUUGCGCAGUCAGUCAGCAAAUGGCUGCCGUCAACCCUGCAAGCUGCGGGAUGAUUCAGCAGAACAGCCUGAGCUCGCCGCCACACUGCAACGUCAAGUCGCCGCAGGGCUGCGUAGUGGUGGAGAGGCCCCCAAGCAACAGCCAGCACAGUCAGCACAGUCAACACAGUCAACACAGUCAACACAGUCAACACAGCCAACGCGUUCAACACAGUCAACACAACUCCCACAACAGGCAUGGCCCACACAAUCAGCACAGCCAACACAAUCAGCACGGUCCACACAAUCAGCUAGGCCAGCACAGUCAACACAAUCCACAGACACACCACAGUCACCACCACAAUCACCACCUGCAGCACAAUCAGCUUAACCAGCACAAUCAGCAUCCGCAGCAUAAUCUUCACAAUCAGCACGCUCAGCACAGCCAGCAGCAGCCCAUGGCCCAGUGCGCCCUGCCAGCCAACUUCACGACCAUGCAGCUGGCCGACAUUCCCGAGUCUGGAAACCCAAACUUUGCCCUCUACGAGAGGAUCAACCACCAGGGGGAGUACGGCGGCAGCCAUUACUCACAGUCGUCCGGCCUCAGUCUGGCCAAACUGCAGCAGUUCACCAACACUUUCAUGGACCACCCUCACCCACUGCCUUUCAACCACUCCGCCUCACACCCCAUCACCUCGUAUGCAAACACCCCUACUCUGUCAUCACAACACUCCAGCCUAGUGUCCUUGUCCCAGACGCAACACCGAGUCCCCAACCCACAGGUGCAGGCCACCAUGACCCCUCCCCCCAACCUCAGCUCCCCGUCGCCAAUGAUGCUGCAGCGCAACAUGGGCAUCUCGCCCUCACAGCGGAUCCAACCACAAAUGGCGUCCAAGAAUCACAUCUCAGCACGCUCCAAGUCGGCCCCUCUGUCACACCACCACCAGCAGCAGAUGUAUGCGCGACCGCCACAAACCAUGGCCAUGCAGGCGCCGUCCAGGACACUGCCUGCCAUGCCACGCGUGAACAUGAGCGUGAACAUCAUGCCGGCGCCUGCCUACAACGUCAACUCUAUGAACAUUAACGGUUACAGCAUGAGCCAGCCCAUGAUGAACAGUGGCUACCAUGGCAACCAUGCCUACAUGAACCAGUCACCCCAGUACUCUAUGCAGAUGGGCAUGAUGGGAACGCAGCCAUACCCCCAGCAGCCUAUGCAGGCUCCACCACAUGGCAACAUGGUGUACACUCCAGCUGGUCCUCAUGGUUACAUGAACACAGGCAUGUCCAAGCAGUCGCUGAAAGGCUCUUUCAUCAGGCGGUAACUCAGCUGCUCCUGCUCCUUGUUCUCCUUCUUCUCACGUGCAUUUUGCUGUUUUAAAAAAAUGCACUGAUCUGGCCUUGUUUUCUCCUGUUUUCGUUUGGAUGUAUUUUUUCGUUGUUUAAUACUUAAAAAAAAAACCAGCAGCAGCACUUGGAAAGAAUGCAAGAAUGAUUUUUUUUUUUCUUUUUUUUUCAACAACGAGUGAACUUUGAAGCUAAUGUUAAAAAGUAUUUUUGUUUCUCCAGAUGGGAAGCCUUACAUCAUUAUGAUGAAAAUCUAUUUAAUUAGUGUUAGUGUCUCUGAUGUGUCUUUAGUGCAGGCAGGUUCAGAGCUCACACGUAGAGAUUUCCUCGCAGUGGUGUAGCAGCCUCUAAUGAAGCCAUUUAAUGUGCCUGCUACAAGUGGAGUUAGUGGCUGUUCCAAACUGUUCAGUGUACCUGUCUAACAGUGCUGGCAAUUAGUUUGUACUAUACUCAUGCCUUUGUAUAUUUAAAUUAUUGUACUAAUUUUGUAAAGUGACAACUAGCAUGCUUCAGUCUCUGUUAGUGACAGUGCAUUGAGUAGUACUGUACAAGUGUUGUGCUUAAUAGCAAGCCAUUUUAAAGAUAUCUGGCCUUUAUUAGGUUUCCCUUCACGGGGGAAAAAAGAUAAAACUAUAUUUUGUUAAUUCUAAUAAUGUAAAAAAAAAAAAAAAGAAGAAGCAAACUUAGUCCUGUUUUACGUUGGGUUUGAGAGGUUUUAUUGCUACGUAUGUAUAAUUCUGAAGUCUUUUGUAACAGAUCUCCUUGAGGCAGCUUUCUGUUUAAUAAAGCAGACUGAUUUCUGUCAAAAUAA